CCAAUGGUUUGGAUGCUUUUAUCUGCAACCUAGGUACUAUGUCAGGUUUUAGUGAUGUCUCUAAAGGCAUUAAUGCAAGUGAAUCAGGAGUUCCAUCAUUUGAGACCUAUACUGCUGACGAAAAAGAAGAUUCUGGAUUAAAUGAAGAUGAAAUCUUAAUGGAAAGAGAGAGCAGCUCAGAGGAGGAAGAAGAAAAUGGUGCCUUAGAUGAUGAGAAUAACAAACGCAAAAGAAAGAAAAAUAUAUUCAGUGACAGUCAAGACUGGGAAUAUAACGCUAAGAAGAAGAAGCAAGAAGUGGCCUCGUAUGGGAUGCAAGGUUUGUGGUGCAUAAGAACGAAAGAAAGUUAA
This is a messenger RNA of Sitophilus oryzae (rice weevil), 350 nucleotides long. RefSeq lists its product as uncharacterized. The record is from RefSeq and is a predicted model, not a curated record. Lineage: Eukaryota; Metazoa; Arthropoda; Insecta; Coleoptera; Curculionidae. Bases 39 to 350 code for a protein of 103 amino acids. The transcript has a single exon.